GGUCGUGGUGGUUCCAUGAAAAAUGGCGUGUUGGUCGAGCGCGGGUUUCAAGCUUCGAGCUCAAAAAGUGUUUUCUGGUGUUUCUCUUACUUUCUACAGUCGCAGUUUAUCACCAUUGUAAAUCUAAGACUUGUGAUCAGCUUAUCGAAAUGGGUUUCCAGUGAAGACUCCAGAAAUUUGACUGACGAUACUCAUUCUGUGGCUAGUGAGUCACGUGACAGACCAGAGGUAAUAAAUACGGUUGCAGGAGACGCUUACGGCCUCUUUUCCACAGUAGCAUCCGACGCGGUAACAGAGUUAGGACGUAGGUUCAGAAUGCCCGAGACUUCAUCACCGUAUAUCAACGGAUAUCAACAAAACGGACACAUGGAGCCAGAACUUUUGGAAGAUACAUUCCUUUUCACAUCAGAAUCAGUAGGCGAAGGCCAUCCAGAUAAGAUGUGUGAUCAAAUCAGUGAUGCAAUUCUUGAUGCCCACCUGAGACAGGAUCCUGAUGCAAAAGUUGCCUGUGAGACUGUUACAAAGACAGGAAUGAUCCUUCUGUGUGGUGAAAUUACAUCGAAGGCCAACGUUGACUACCAGAAGGUUGUACGAGAAACGGUGAAACAUAUUGGUUACGAUGAUUCAUCAAAGGGUUUUGAUUACAAGAUCUGCAACGUAUUGCUGGCCCUCGAUCAGCAGUCUCCAAACAUUGCCGCAGGUGUUCAUCUCAACCGCAGCGAUGAUGAUGUUGGUGCUGGUGACCAGGGUUUAAUGUUUGGAUAUGCCACCGAUGAAACCGAGGAAUGCAUGCCAUUGACAGUUGUGCUUGCUCACAAACUGAACCAGCGUAUUGCAGAACUGAGACGAAGUGGUGAAUUUUGGUGGGCACGCCCUGACUCCAAAACACAGGUGACAUGUGAGUACUACAUGUCGCAGGGCGCCUGCAUCCCUUUGCGUGUGCAUACAGUAGUGGUCUCUGUUCAGCAUUCAGAGAAAAUAAGCCUGGAGGAUCUCCGAGAAGAUGUGAUGACCAAAGUGAUUAGAGCGGUGAUACCAGAGAAGUAUUUGGAUGAUAGAACAACCUUUCAUAUCAAUCCCUGCGGGCUGUUUGUUGUUGGAGGACCACAGAGCGAUGCUGGACUGACCGGUCGCAAGAUCAUCGUAGAUACGUACGGAGGCUGGGGGGCACAUGGCGGAGGAGCUUUCUCCGGCAAGGACUUCACCAAGGUGGAUCGUUCUGCCGCGUAUGCCGCUCGUUGGGUCGCCAAGUCCUUGGUGAAGUCUGGACUCUGCAGGCGCUGCUUAGUGCAGGUGUCAUAUGCCAUUGGAGUGGCAGAGCCUAUUUCUAUAACCCUGUUUGAUUAUGGCACAUCGAAGAAGUCUCAGAAGGAGUUGUUGGCUAUUGUGAAGAAGAACUUCGAUCUCAGACCUGGCAGAAUUGUUAAGGAGCUUAAUCUGCGUAAUCCCAUUUACCAGCAGACCAGCACGUAUGGCCAUUUUGGUCGUAACAUAUUCCCCUGGGAGCAGCCCAAGAAACUGGUCGAUUGAUGAAAGGGGAAGGCACUGUUUUGUAAGGCUUCUAGGAGUUGGACAAUUCCCACCUAAUCUUCCUCUGACAUUUCUUGUCCCACGUCUUUAACACCUCAUAACUUUCUAAUUCUGUUUGUUUUAGUGUUGAAUUAUAUAAAUACAGGCAGUAUAGAAGUACAUGUUGUAACCCAAAUAUGUUUGUGUACAACGCUGCUAUAGGAAAAAAUAUUGAGCAUAAUGUCGAGCAAAAUGUAAGAUGAAGUCUCCUGGAUUUGUGUAGGUAUUCUGAACCUAGCCUAACAUUUUAAGGUUGUACCACGCCGUGUGGGUGGGACGAACCACCACGUGAUAGAAAGUUCACUCCUUGUGCGCUUCCUGUUUUUCAUCCUCAUAAACUCAAAGUGGACAAUUUCAAACUGCUGCAAAAAGCUGUUUGCGUUUUAUACAGACAUGUUAAAAAAAAUAUUUUAUAAAUAAUUUAUGAACUUAUGUAUUAAUGUGUGUGAUGUCCUUGUGAUUUUUAGCUGUAGUUGAAACACAUAGUGAUGUGGGGCAGAGUCCCCUCAGUUUUCGCGGCGUGGUAUGUACUUUUAUAUCCCCAACGUCACCUGUGGUGAUGGGCACUUGGGGGAUCUGUCGGCAAGAGGGGAAGGCAAAGCCUGGCUCUAGACGGAUCACAGUGAAAGGCUGUGGCCAGCCUUUACUGCAAAUGUGUGUGGCACCAGAAAGCGCCUUUCCCACUAGAGUUUUUUCUCUGAGUGGUACAACUCCACACAUUUUGUGUUGUGUUUACGAAAAAGAAUCUAUUGGAAAAGAGCAUUUCCGAAAACACUCCGAUCUGUCCAGAUUCCUGGAGAGCGUAGCAAUUCCUCUCUCUCUCUCUCCCCUUAUUAUUCUUUUUUACAAUUCCUAUGUCUCGCGCAUUUAUGAAAUAGGCCGUAGGCACAGUAGAGUAAUGUUUGAGUGUGAUAUGUUGUAAAUGUUUUAGUGUGACCAAGUUUCUGAGAUAGAAGUUGAAUAUUUUUUGAGUUGUAAAGUUGUGCUACGUCUUUGAUCUUCCCCAUACAAAUUGUGUAUGUUUAUUCUAAUAAUGCUGUAUUUCAUGCAGAUGCAUAUGGAAUGAAGACAAAUGAGAAAUAAAAUGUAUGUAAAUGCCAUUUUGUGUAUGGCAACUGGAAA
Zootermopsis nevadensis is the source of this 2691-nucleotide messenger RNA. Lineage: Eukaryota; Metazoa; Arthropoda; Insecta; Blattodea; Termopsidae. The record is from RefSeq and is a predicted model, not a curated record.